AGAUUAAAUCAAAUAUUUGAAAAUGAAACUUUAAGAUCUUUUCAGGGUUAUAGAUCACAUGAGCAGUCUCUCAGAGACUGUCAUCUACAUUAUUUCAGUGUGGAAAAACAAUGUGAUGUGUUGGUUCCUGUUCUGUUAAUGACGAUCAUAUACUUUGUGUUAAGGAGGCUUACUUGGACCUAGGGAGUGAAAGCUUGAGAGUGGACAUGCCUGGGAUCAGGGGAACCAAGGACAGUGCUAUGGUGGCAUCAAAGAAUGACAGUCAAUCUGUGGAAAUGGGAACCAAGGAAAGUGCUAUGUUGGCAUCAAAGAAUGACAGUCAAUCUGUGGAAAUGGGUAUUCCCAUCCCAGACGUUGAAGUAGGAACUGCAGUCAAACAUGAUCUGAAUCCUGAUUCUACAUCUGAGUUCACAAUGCAGAAGAAAAUUGACACUUGUGCAAAGACCUGCGAGGUGUAUGUGAUAGACAGUGAUGGUAAAAUUGUUAUCAAGACAGAAUCUGGAGCAGAAAACACUGUUGUUGCCAGUGAUUCAUUCAUUAUUACAAGGAACGACGACGACGAGGAUGAUGAUGACGAUGACGACGACGACGAUGACGAUGACGAUGAUGAUGGAGAGAAGAUGAGGAAGAGGAUGCGGAUGGCAACAGACAUGGUGCCAUAGAGUCAGAUCCAGGUGGAUAUGGUGAUGUAAACCC
Molecule: messenger RNA, 696 nt
Organism: Haliotis rubra (blacklip abalone)
Lineage: Eukaryota; Metazoa; Mollusca; Gastropoda; Lepetellida; Haliotidae
Product: trigger factor-like
Exons: 4
Coding region: 207-662 (151 amino acids)
Source: RefSeq, a predicted model, not a curated record